UUCUACCCCUCCUUUUUGUAUCAUUUCUCUUUCUUUCCAUGAGAGAACCGGUUUACAAUCCAUGCUUACCCUGUUAUUCAGGGUCAAAUAUCAGCACAGCUGUGAGUAUUGCGUAGACCUGUUAAAACAGAGCCGAAGUUCGCGUUCAUGACAUUUUAAGCUUUCAUCGCGAUCUCGGCUCUUGUGCGCAUAACCUCGAACUUUUGAACACCCGGGGAAAUGAGGUUCGAAUUUAGAGAAUUAAUUCCAUCCAACCCAGCUCACCACAAGACGACAAGCAACUGAAAAUAUUCAAACAUCAUGUCUCCCCUCAUCAUGCAAGGCAGUAGCGUUGACAGCACGCUUCACGGAGCAUAUACCGCCUCCCCAACCAAGUACAUGCUCUACGGUCGAGGAUGCAUCACCUCUCUUCCAACCGUUAUCGCCAAUCUCGGUGCGUCAAAAGCGUUCAUCAUCACCGGCAAAUCUCUGCGUGAGAAAACGCCAGUGAUCAGCUCUAUUGAGGCGAUAUUGGGUGAUGCGCAUCAUGCCGGCACGUAUAGCGGGGUACGGGAGCAUGCUCCCGUGGCCGACAUCGAGGCCGCUGUCGCGGCCGUUAGGGAAUCCGGUGCUGACGUGCUGCUCUCCGUCGGUGGCGGGUCGCCCAUCGAUGCUGCCAAAGCUGUCGCAUAUCAUUUGUACAAAGAAAAUGCGAAGGGUGGGCAAGGCAAGGCGGAAGCGAAAUGGAUACCCAGCAUUGCAGUGCCGACCACGCUGAGCGUGGCGGAGACUACGAAGAACGCCGGGUUUACGAGUGCAGAUGGGAGCAAGGUUGCGGUUGCGGACGUGGAGUUGGUGCCGAAGGCUGUGAUAUAUGACGGGGAUAUUGCGCUACAUACACCCCCCCGGCUAUGGCUAAGUUCCGCCAUCCGCGCCCUCGAUCACGCCCUCGAACUCCUCUACAACCCCUCCGCCCCCGAAGUCCCAACGAAACGGCUAGCCCUCUCCUCGCUGACGGACCUCUUCACCCUCCUGCCCCAAUGCCACGCCAAUCCGCAAGAUGCAGAUGUCCGCCAACGCCUCUUCCUCGGUGGCUACGCGGCCCUCUUCCCCUUCCAGUUCUCCGGCCCCUUAGGUCUUAGCCAUGGCAUUGGCCAUGCGAUUGGCUCGGCGUACGGGAUUUCACAUGGGAUUACGUCGUGUAUCAGCUUGGGGAAGGUGAUUAGGUUUAUGGCGGAGAGGGCGAGGGAAGGGGGUGGUGGUGGUGAGAAGACAGGGAUUGGAAAGGUAGGUGAGGCGGUGCAGAUUGCGAGGGCGGUCCCGUUUAUUCCUGGGUUAAGAGGGACGGGCGAUGUAGUCAAGGAUGCACUUUUGGUGGCGGAGGCGGUGGAAGGGUUGGUUGUGAAAUUGGGCUUGGGGACUGGGUUGGCUGAUUAUAACGUCAAGCCUGGUGAGGAAGAGGCUAUCACAAUUCGUGCGUUGCGGGACCCGGCACAUCCUGAUUUGAAAAGCGUUGCGGAGCUGGUUCGCACAAUGUACUCCGCCUCCUCUGAUGCUACUACGCGCCUCUAGGUAUGGUAAGGUGUCCGUUGCGGGUUUGGUACAGCUAUAUGAAGAAUGCCAAAAUUUUCAUACACAACAAUGCCUCUCAGUUGCUGCGUUAGUUAUUCCAUACGCAAUUCAAUACGCAAUUCAAAUAGGGGUAUCUAAAUGCAUCUCUCCAUCUAUAAUAUAUCGACAACCCCCUUUAAUCCAUUUUCAUCCACCGCCAUCUACCCAUACAACAACUCCCCAACCCUCUCCCCAAUCGCCAACGCACUCGUCAGCCCAGGACUCUCAAUCCCCAACAGAUUCACAAACCCCUCAAACCCUUCCUCCUCCCUAAUCACAAAAUCCCUAAACGCACCCUUAUCCUCCCCUUCCUUCCCCGCCAACUUCGGCCUCACUCCGCAGUAAUCCAACCCAAUCGCCUCCGGCCGUACACCGGGCAAAUACUCACGAAUUUCCCUCACAGCCUCUUCGAGCCUACCCACGUUCGGCACCAGAUCCUCCGGGCCAUCAACCCACUCCACAUCCGGACCGAACCGUACCUGGCCCGUCAUAUCCAGCGUAAGAUGCGUACCCAACCCUCCCAGCCCCGACUUGGGCGCCGGGUAGAGCAGGGUGCGCGGCUUGGGGCUCGAUGCGGCGUAGGAGAAAUACGUCCCCUUCGCGUAGGCAGGGUGGACAUGGCGGGCGGGCGGGAGGAGCAUAUUCGAGAUAGCGCAGGCGUUAUGGCCGGCGGCAUUGAUGACCGUCUCGGCCGUAAUCGUAGUCUCUUCUUCCCCGUCCGCUCCCUCCACCCAGCCCGCUACCUCAGCUUCUCUCCCCGGCCCAGCCGGGCGCGUAUAUAUCCUAUACCCCCCACCAGGCCCCAUCUUCUCCACCCCGCUCACAGCCGUUAACAAUGCAACAUCGCCCCCGCCCUCCUCAAACUCCCCAUGCAAACGCGCCAUAAGCGCAUGGCUGUCCACAAUGCCCGUGCUGGGACUCUCCAACACGCCCGCCCGCGCCCUCACAUCCGGCUCCCGCCUCGCCAUCUCCGCCGUUCCCAAAAACCGCGUCGGGACCCCCAGCCGCUCCGCAUGCUCAUGCAGGCGCUGCAGGCGCUCCCGCUGCUCCGCGUCCUGCGCCAGGAUCCACUUCGGCGUGCGCUUGUGGGGGAUGUUGUGCGAGGGGCUGGCGCAGAGGCUGUAGAGGAGGUGUUUGCCGCGGAUGCAGAGUUGGGUUUUCAGCGAGGCGGGCGGGUAGUAGAGGCCUGCGUGGAUGACUUCUGAGUUUCGGCUGGUUGUUUCUGUGCCGAGGGCGGGGUGGCGUUCGAGGAGGAUUGUGGUUGUGUUUGGGCGGGUGAGGGCGAGGUGGCGGGCGAUGGAGAGGCCGAUUAUGCCGCCGCCGAUUACCUGUUUAUUGUUACUUGAGUUAGGGCGGUUUUGUGAUUGCGGUUGGGAUUUAUGGCUGUUUGAUGAUGGUGAUGAUGAUGAUGAUGAUGAUGAUGAUGAUGAUGAUGAUGAUGGGUGCUGACCGCGUGUGUGAAAUCAGUAUUGGUAGCUGUGCUCGUCGAGAAUGAUCUUGCCCGUUUCCACUUAUUUUUUUGUGUAUGCCUGCUUGCAUUCGUCCUUGUGGGUGCGAGUGCACGGGGGAGCAUUGAGGGUAGAUAGACUGCCAAAAAAUAAUAAUAUCGGAUGAUAUGACUAUCAGGAGUCGUCGGGUGUAUAAUGAAGGACAAAUGGAAAUGUGACAAGUGUCAAUCUCGUCCCCUUGUGUGUUGGUUACUUGUUGAAGUUUCCUUCUUUUGUAGAGAAGUAGGAAAGGGGGGAUGGGGGGAUGAUGGGUGGGGAGUGCGUUUGCGUUAUACACGGUACGGUACGGGAUGGGGAUGGGGCCGAUGGAAUGAGCCGAGAAGUUCGGCAAUGCGCCCAGCCCAAUUUGGUUUAGUUUUCGGCAUCGGCAUCUUCUGCAUCGGGAAAUUUGAGGCACGCGCCCCUAACAAGACGGAGGGAAAAGUACGAAGAUAAAGAAAAAAGUCACUAUUCUAUUAUGUAUUCUGUGGUUGUCUAUAUCUCUAUGUCCUCAUCCGCACUGAGUCAUUCUAUAGUUGGCUUAACAUGUCCCAUACCGUAAAACAAAUUGCCCUAGAUAUACAGUAAAGAAACGCGAUAGAGGUGAAAAAAGAAGCAAGAAACAGGAACAUAGGAUAAAUAAAAGUACACACCCUAUUUAUUAUCAUGGGAUAUAUUAGAAAGAAAGAAAUGGAAAGAAAAAUAA
Blastomyces dermatitidis ER-3 is the source of this 3783-nucleotide messenger RNA. RefSeq names its product alcohol dehydrogenase IV. The transcript has 7 exons. NCBI's taxonomy places the organism in Eukaryota, Fungi, Ascomycota, Eurotiomycetes, Onygenales, Ajellomycetaceae. The coding region runs from base 301 to 1551 and encodes 416 amino acids. The record is from RefSeq and is a predicted model, not a curated record. Gene Ontology annotation, molecular function: alcohol dehydrogenase (NAD+) activity; metal ion binding. Gene Ontology annotation, cellular component: mitochondrion.